Molecule: messenger RNA, 2508 nt
Organism: Abrus precatorius (Indian licorice)
Lineage: Eukaryota; Viridiplantae; Streptophyta; Magnoliopsida; Fabales; Fabaceae
Product: pentatricopeptide repeat-containing protein At1g11710, mitochondrial
Exons: 1
Coding region: 143-2071 (642 amino acids)
Molecular function (GO): protein binding
Source: RefSeq, a predicted model, not a curated record
UAAAAAUAGAAAACCCAAAAAUGGAAAAUGGUGGAAAUUCGCCGCCAUGAACAUUCAAAUUGAAAGCUCGACAAUGGAUUCUUCUCAACAGUGGUAGCCGCCACCAACAUCACCACUCGCAGCUAACUCUUCUGAACGGUCCAUGCUCCUAACCCUCUUCGCGAAGAGAGCCUUCCACGUUGGUAAGCGUUUCGCAAACCAGAAUACCGACGACGUCGUUUUUAGAGCCAUUUGUGCUAAUCUAAAACGCAAGCGAUGGGCGUCGUUGAAACCCCUCUUCCCCAAGCUCACCAAUUCCAUAGUGAACCGUGUCGUUUGCGAGUUCCAGAACUCGCCACAAUUGGCCUUAGACUUUUACAACUGGGUCCAAGAGAUAUCACUAUCCCCACUCUCCUUAGAUUCUUGUUGCACCUUAGUUCACGUGUUAGUGAAAUCGAGAAGAUUCGGUGAUGCUUUGUUUUUUAUGAGAAACUUGAUUAGCCAAGAGGCUACUCCUCCUUUGGUAGUGUUGAGAGCGUUGCUUGAGAGUUACGAAAGGUGUGGUUCCAGCAUUGCAGUUUUCGAUGCGUUGGUUAGGGCUUCUGUUCAGGUUGGGGACACUGAAGGUGCCUAUGAUGUGAUCUUUGAAGUCAGAAAUCGAGGGUUUAGGGUUUCAAUUCAUGCUUGGAAUAACUUCCUCAGUCAUGUUUUGGAGUUAAAUGAAAUUGAUAGGUUUUGGAAGUUGUAUAAGGGAAUGGGCUCUUUUGGUUAUGUGGAGAAUGUGAAUACUUUUAAUUUGGUUGUGUAUGCGCUUUGUAAGGAAUGCAGGUUGGUUGAGGCUGUUUCGGUGGUUUAUAGGAUGUUGAAGGGUGGGGUUUUUGCGAAUGUUGUUUCGUUCAAUAUGAUCGUGGAUGGGGCAUGCAAGAUUGGGGAAUUGGAUCUCGCGCUAAAGGUUGUUAGGAAGAUGAAUGUGAUGACUGGGGAUUAUGUUUGGCCUAAUUCUGUUACUUACAACUGUAUCAUCAAUGGGUUUUGUAAGAAAGGGAAACUAGUGCUUGCAGAAGGAAUGGUUCAUGAAAUGGUGGAGGCAGGAUUGCAGCCGUGUGUUAGGACCUAUGCUACAUUAAUAGAUGGGUAUGCUAGGUGGGGGAGUUUGGAGGAGGCGCUAAGGCUGUGUGAUGAAAUGAUGGAAAGAGGGUUGUUUCUUAAUGUUGUUGUUUAUAAUUCGAUUUUGUAUUGGCUUUAUCGUAAAGGAGGAAUGGAGGAAGUGUCUCUGGUGUUAUCGGACAUGAUUGAUAAGCGUAUAAACCCUGAUCAGUACUCCUAUGCAAUCCUCACCCAAGGGCUUUGCAGAAAUGGAUAUCUGAUUGAAGCUCUUAAGCUUCAUAGCAAGAUUUUAAAAGCUAACUUGAUAAAGGAUGCUUUUUCUCUCAACAUACUCCUCAACUAUAUAUGCAAAACCAAAAAUUUGGCUUUAGCUAAGAAACUAUUGGGGAACAUGAUUACACGUGGUUUAGUUCCUGAUGUUUAUACAUAUGGAACUAUGAUUGAUGGAUACUUCAAGGUAGAUAACACAGAAAAUGCUCUUCGAGUUUAUGAUGGGAUGAUAAAGAUGGAUGACAAGCCAAACCUAGUAAUAUACAAUUCUGUCAUUAAUGGUCUAUGUAAAAUGGCCUCAACAGAUGUUGCAAAACUUCUAGUAGAUGAGUUACAAAAGAUAAAAUUAUUUGAUGUCAUAACCUUUAACACCUUGAUCAGUGGAUAUUGCAUCAGCGGACAACUUGAUCAAGCAUUUAGUGUGACAUUGGAAAUGAAAAACUUGGGCAUUUGUGCAAACAGAGUCACAUAUAAUACAUUGAUAAACCUUCUCUGCAAGUAUGGGUGUCAUGAAGAUGCGAAAGAACUGAUGAAAAUGAUGAUUAUGCGGGGUAUUCGUCCAGAUUGUAUAACAUACACUACUCUUGUUACCCAUUUCAACAGGAAUUUUAAUCCUGAGGAAGUGAUUGCAUUACAUGACUACAUGAUUCUAAAGGGUGUAGUCCCUGACCAGGAGACAUACAAUGCCAUUGUAAGCCCACUUCUUUUGGCAUAAAGGGGAUGCUAAACUUUUCAGGCUCUUUCCCCAUAGAAAGUGAUCAGAUUGUUACUUAUAUUUUACACCAAUCCAUCCCUGUUUCAUCUUCAGCAUCUACUGAUUCAGUUGCUUGCCAAAAUUUCUUUCAUAAUUCAAUUGAAUUAUGCUGAUAAUUGACAUUCAGUGGUGUUCAAUGUCUCAGUCUUCCCGCACUGUAUGGUAAAGUGGGAGCAUAUUUUGGUGAUUCUAUCAAGUUUUGUAUAUUGAAAAAAUUGGUAUGUUGAUAAUUGUAAUGCAAUUCAUGGUUGACUCCUGUAUAAUAAAAUUUGUGUUUUAUCAUCUCAUACGAAGACCUCCCAUUCGAGUUUGAUAAAAUUCAAAUAUGUAAUCUGCAUAAAAAAUUAGUGUUAGCUAGCAUUAAUAUAUUCUCCAAAGAAAUGAGUUGUCUUAUAUCU